Molecule: messenger RNA, 2287 nt
Organism: Polypterus senegalus (gray bichir)
Lineage: Eukaryota; Metazoa; Chordata; Cladistia; Polypteriformes; Polypteridae
Product: zinc finger protein OZF-like
Exons: 2
Coding region: 369-2045 (558 amino acids)
Biological process (GO): regulation of immune system process; regulation of cytokine production; negative regulation of transcription by RNA polymerase II
Source: RefSeq, a predicted model, not a curated record
UGACGACGAAAGCGGAAAAUAUGCGAUGCUAACAUGCGGUGGGAAGUUUCGCACUUACAACUUUACUUAUGAGCCUAAGUACGUGCGCCUAAAUUAUUGAUGAUAGGAACAAAAAACGAAGCACUAAUCUAAGGCACUUCCACAAUAAGUGAGCUGUACGGAAGGGACCCUCAUUCGAUUCCCAUCCAUUCUUGAUCCGCUAUCCAGCUGACAGUGGGCUCGGCAUGGACCGCAGUGCAACGGAAGAAUUGAAAUGGAAGGUGGACGAAACUAAAGUUACUAAAGGUGACUGUGACUGGAGUUUAGUCCUCUCUGAAUUUGUGAGCGCUUGAGAAUCGGAGGAGUUCGACACCCGUGAGGAACCAGAAAUGACAAUGAAGAGCGAGAGCAGCGAGAAGCAGGAUAAAGGACACCCUGGAGUCUUAGUUCAUGUAGCUGAAGGGCUGGAUCAGGACAGCAAGAGUUCAUGGAGAGUUGCAGAUACCACUUUAUUCAAAACUGAAGAAACAACCUCUGAGCACAUUUCAAGUUACAUUAAACAAGAAGAUCCUCAAGCCGAAUCUCCUGGGGUUUUCCAUGAUGGCCUGGAGCAGGAGUUCCUUGGCAUGAAGGAAGAAGAGGAUCUUGUUGGUGUUAAGGAUGAGGUGUCACAUGUGGAAAUAUUUUCUACUGUUAAAAAAGAAGAGUGGGCAGAUAAAGUGAACAAAAUCGAUCUGGAAGGGCCUGUGCAGGAAACUCUGUCCUGGAAUGAGCCGCCAUCUGAGCCUUGCAGUCGGUAUGCGGAGGAGGAGGUCAGGAAAAGGAAUUUAUGGAAAGGAAGAAGUAUUCAAAAGCUGACAGUGGAGCAGGACAUCGAUAAGCCUCACACUGCUAAUGAAUUCUCAAAGAAACUAAAUAAAUUAAACCCCAAUAAAAUAUGCCAGAAACUGUGCCCAGAAAGAAAUUGUCAUCCUUGUGCUGAAUGUGGGAAGACCUUUAGCAGAAAUGAUCAUCUUAGAGUCCAUCAGAGAAUUCACAGGGGAGAAAAACCAUACGGGUGUACUGAAUGUGGAAAGAAUUUCCGUUCCAAAUCCCAUCUGAAUUCUCACUGGAGAAUUCACACUGGAGAAAGACCUCAUCGAUGUACCGAUUGUGGAAAGACUUUCUCUCGCUUUAAUUAUCUCAUAAUCCACCAGAGAAUUCAUACAGGAGAAAGUCCAUUCCAAUGUACCGAAUGUGGGAAGAGUUUCAAACGAGGUUCAGACCUUACGAGGCACCAGAAAAUUCACGGUGGAGAAAAACCGUAUAAAUGUGCCGAAUGUGACAAAACUUUCUUCCACAAAUCAGCCCUGAAAGAACACCACAGAAUUCACACAGGAGUUAAACCUCACCAGUGCAACGAGUGUUUAAAAUAUUUCCGACGAAGUUCAGAUGUCAAACGACACCAAAAGGUUCACACCGGAGAGAAACCGUAUCAAUGUAAUGAGUGUGGUAGGAGCUUUAGUCAGGCUACGGGCCUUAAAUUCCACCAGACAAUUCACACUGGACAAAAGACAUACCGGUGCUCUGAAUGUGGAAAGACUGUUACACAGGCUUCUUACCUGAAGAUCCAUCAGAGACUUCAUACGGGAGAACGACCGUAUCAGUGUACUGAAUGUGGAAAGGGUUUCAGGCAGGGUUCAGACCUUGGACGACACAAGCGAAUUCACAAGAGCGAAAAACCGUUCCAGUGCAACAAAUGUGAAAAGGCUUUCAGAUGGAUUGCGGAUCUUCGACGCCACCAGAUGACUCACGACAGAGGGAAAGUUUUCAAAUGUCCCGUUUGUGGAAAAUUUUUUAAACAGGUUGCCUGCCUCAUUCAACACCAGAUGACUCACACGGGUGAGAAACCUUACCAGUGUGCAGAAUGUGGCAAAAAUUUCAGCCGGUCCACACUCCUGAAAAGGCACCAGAGGAUUCACGCAGGAGAAAAGCCGCACGGGUGUACUGAAUGUGGAAAGACCUUCGCCUGGGGUUCGAAACUUAAGCGCCACCAAAGAAUUCAUAAGGGAGAAAAAACAAAUUAGUUUUGGUGAGAGUUUAAACCUGAAAAGACAUGAGGGAAUUCACAAAAGAUUGAAUAAGACCAAGAGGAGUGAAGGAGGAGAUGAGGACUCCUGUCAAGCUUAAGUUUGAGUGAGAUUUCAACGAACUGCCAGGUUUCUUAGGUCAUCGGCACUAAUGUCAGACCGAGGACCCUACCCUCAUUACAUACAGGUGCCGGUCAUAAAAUUAGAAUAUCAUGACAACGUUGAUUUAUUUCAGUAAU